Messenger RNA from Durusdinium trenchii, 1656 nucleotides. The record is from the annotation of a GenBank genome assembly. NCBI's taxonomy places the organism in Eukaryota, Dinophyceae, Suessiales, Symbiodiniaceae.
AUGGCCGAGUUCACGUGCUUGGUCGGAGCUGGUGCCUUCAUCGCUGGGUGGCUGGGGCACCGGUGGCUGGGUGGCUGGCAGAAAGAGACGAGGAAGGCCAUGGCCGGUCCCGUCAUCCUUCCGGCCUCGACGUUCGCUGAGCCCGAGCCUUUGCACCAGAGCCUUUGCAAGCACGUUCACGGGACGUCCACUGGACCCUACUGCCAUUUUUCCUGCGGCUUGAAGGAAGAUCACUCAUAUCCUCACACCAACAUUCCGACAGAAGUCCUGCGCGACUUGUUCCAACGGUUGAGGCCCAUGUUUUUGGUGGAGGUGGGCUCAUUCAAGGGUGGCAGCAGCAUCCGAAUGGUUUCGGCCUUGCGGGCCGCCGACCCUGAAAGCCAGCCCUCCAAACCCUGCCUGGUUUGUAUCGAUACCUUCCUGGGAGAUGCUGCUAUGUGGUUGAACAAGCAAGCGACCGGCAGGUCCAGCUUGUUGCUUAAAGAUGGAUGCCCACAACUUUAUCAGCAGUUUAUGGUGAACACUCGGAAAUAUGCGGAUGUGAUUGUGCCAUUUCCUAUCGCUUCCCUUUGUGGCUUGCGCGCUCUUCAGCAGUUGGCAGCCGAGGGAACAACACCCUUGGUGGACUUCUUGUAUUUGGACUCCGCGCACUUGAAAGGGGAGACGAAACUGGAAAUCACAGAGGCUUUUCGGCUGGUGCGACCUGGAGGAGUAUUGUUGGGCGAUGAUCUAGACUGGCCUGCUGUGGAAGCAGAUCUUUCUUCCUUCCUUACAGAGCAUGGGGUUGGCGCGAGUCAGUCAGCAGAUGACGACCUCUUCCAUGGUUUGUGUGGCACCUUCUUCUUUGCAGCAGGUGGAUUUUGGGUGGUGGAUGCGCAGCCGCGGCAGUGGCUGCUUCGCAAGCCGCCGUGGGCACCUGGUAGAGACGCGCUCAAAGCGGAAGUCAGGGCUGCUGAGAUGGGUGAUACGCCCACGGAAUUUGUCCCAGCGACCAUGGAAGACCAGGAGGCCCUGGCAUUGUAUCAACAGGGCAUUGCCAAGCUGGAGACUGGAGAUACAGCAGAAGGAAGUCGCUUGUUGAAGAUCGAGGUGCGAAUUUGCUAUGGCGAAGAGUCCGCGGCGGAGCUGUUGGCGGUGCAUGGGAUGGUCCUCCCAAAGAAUGAGGCAGACUACUUGGAGGUGUUUGAAUCAGUGGAGGACCUUGUGGCAGCCGUGGAAAGCAUUUGUGGGGCACCUCGCCGAGAUCGACUGGCUCGCUUGGAGGUGAUUCCAGUGGACGACCUUUUGGUGCGUCCAGGCCGCUUGGAGGCAUCGGAGCCGCUGCUACGGGCGCUGCAGGCCAUGCUUUGUGAAGAUGAUGAGCUUUGUGAUCCAGGCGAACGACGCUUGCGAUUGGUAUGCUCAGAGGAGCGGCAGCAGAGCCUGCGCCUUGAGGCCUUGCUUCUCCUCGCGCAGAUCUUGCGCGGAGCUUUGCGGGUGAUCCAGGACAUGCCAGAUGCUGGUAGCCCAGACUUGGCUGUGAGGUAUCGAAGGCACGUGGCCGAGAUGUUGAACCAGUUCGUCGGGGAAGCCAACGACGCCUCCAGCGCGGGCGUAUUGAAAAGGCUUUUCCGCAGAAAGCGUCGCUGCUGCGUGGGCGAGACUGUCAUCACCUGA